AUGUCAGAAGCACCAGCUAUGAGAAAGAGGAAUAAGAAGCGCUAUGGCGGCUCUAAAAACAAAAAACGGAGAGGUUUUCGGGAACUCGAAGUGGGUAUGGAGGGCAUCCUGAUCACCUGUAAUAUGAACGAACGGAAGUGCACCUCCGAAGCAUUCAGUCUCCUUAACGAGUACGCGGACAACCUCUACGGUCCAGAAAACUUAGCAGACACGGAGGACAGCAACACUGAGGAUGAGGGCGAGGAUCCAGACGACGCGGAGACGGCGCUGAAGAAGGAGGUGACGAAGAUUCGUUCCUCCACAGAGAAACAGCAGCGGCGCUUUCAAGCGCUGGACAGCGGCGCCGCUAAUGUCGUUUUCAUCCGCACUCAGAACAUCGACCCGGCUGAGCUGGUUCAUCAGAUCCUGGAGGAUUUGUACCAGACGAAGAAGAGGAAAUCUCGUUUGAUCCUGCGUAUGCUGCCCGUGAGUGGGACCUGCAAGGCAUUUCCGGAGGACAUGGAGAAAUAUCUGGGCAGCUUCCUGGAGCCCUGGUUUAAGACGCCCAACCACGCCUCGUACCAGAUUGCCUUCAAAGCCAGGAACAGCAGCCACAAUAAGAGAGAGGACGUUAUCAAAGCGCUGGCUGGGCUGGUGGGGAGGCUGAACCCGGAGAAUAAGGUGGAUUUGACGGAGCCAGAGCUGACUAUAAUCAUUGAAGUCAUUAAGACUGUCUGCUGUGUCAGUGUGGUCAGACACUACACUCUCUUCAGGAAGUACAACCUGCAGGAAGUAGCCAAGACCGAAACCAAUCAAAAACAAGCCCUACAGGAAAUGGCUGAGACAGGGGCCAAUCAAAAACAAGCCCUACAGGAAAUGGCUGAGACAGGGGCCAAUCAAAUCCCACCCGCACAGGCAGAGGUUGCCGAAGCACAGUCUGAGAGUGACGGACAUGAGAAGGGCGGGGCAGUGGUAAAGGAGGGUGUGGCCAAGGGGGCGUGGCAGAGUGAUGUGACUGAAGGCGGAGACUGA
Molecule: messenger RNA, 1011 nt
Organism: Chanos chanos (milkfish)
Lineage: Eukaryota; Metazoa; Chordata; Actinopteri; Gonorynchiformes; Chanidae
Gene: thumpd1
Product: THUMP domain containing 1
Exons: 4
Coding region: 1-1011 (336 amino acids)
Biological process (GO): tRNA modification
Molecular function (GO): RNA binding
Source: RefSeq, a predicted model, not a curated record